UACGUGUGGGACAGAAUUUUGGGAGGAUUCAAACACAAGAAUUUCCGGACAAGAGAAGGAAUUUGCCUCUGCCUUAUUGCAACUCUCAAUGCAUCUGGAGCUCAGAGUUUAACCUUGAGCAAGAUUGUGCCCCAUAUAUGUAACUUGCUUGGUGACCCAAACAGCCAGGUUCGUGAUGCAGCAAUAAAUAGUCUUGUAGAAAUCUACAGACAUGUAGGUGAACGUGUAAGAGCUGAUCUCAGCAAAAAGGGAUUGCCACAGUCUCGGCUGAACAUCAUUUUUACAAAAUUUGAUGAAGUCCAGAAAUCCGGCACCAUGAUUCAAGGAGCUGGUG
Messenger RNA from Protobothrops mucrosquamatus (brown spotted pit viper), 334 nucleotides. RefSeq names its product CLIP-associating protein 1-like. The record is from RefSeq and is a predicted model, not a curated record. Gene Ontology annotation, biological process: mitotic spindle assembly. Gene Ontology annotation, molecular function: microtubule binding; kinetochore binding. The annotation marks the transcript as partial. Gene Ontology annotation, cellular component: spindle microtubule; cytoplasmic microtubule; microtubule organizing center. Lineage: Eukaryota; Metazoa; Chordata; Lepidosauria; Squamata; Viperidae. The transcript has 4 exons.